GAAAGAUUAUCGAUAGUAUAAGCCUCGUUUUACUAAUCGAGUGUUGGUUAGAUUGAUAGUUAUAUCGGUACUUUCAAAAUCCGCAAGCGUAUCGUAUAGGCUUAACCACUGAGGAAAGAAAAAUGAGAUAUGUGAGAGUUCAUUUCAGCAUCUUCCAGCAGCAUGAACAGUUUUCUAUUUAGAUAUUACUAAUCAUCACCCGCCGCAAACUGUGAAAAUGUGAAACAAUGCGAUUACUAAAUCAUAACACCUUACAGAAGACGAUUAGCUGGAAAGAAAUUUGAUAGUUGUGCAACUAAGUAAUAUUUUAAUUAUGCAUAUAACCUGAAAAACUGAUUAAGAGUUAUUAAAUCAUAUUUUUAAAGCUAACUGCUGCAAUAUGGUGCUUAAGAAAAAUUUUUCCCAAUUUGUACCCAAUCACAAACCCGUUAAUUACGCGGACAUAGAAAAAUUAAAGAGUUUUAUAUCAAGUUCCCAAAAGCUUUUAGUUCUUACUGGUGCGGGUAUCUCUACAGAAUCAGGUAUACCUGACUAUCGUUCUAAGGAUGUUGGUCUCUAUGCGAGAACAAAUCAUAAACCAAUAACUCACCAAGAGUUUUUAAAAUCAGACGUAAUUAGGCAAGGAUAUUGGGCAAGGAAUUUUGUGGGUUGGGACCGGUUCUCCAGGUGUGUACCGAACAUUGUACACUACACUCUAAAAGAUUUGGAAAUGCAAAGUGGCAAAAUAUCAGUAGUGGUUACUCAAAAUGUAGAUAACUUACAUUUUAAAGCUGGUAGUGAAAAUGUAAUUGAGUUACAUGGUAGUGGUUUUCGAGUGCUGUGUUUAAAGUGUGGAUCUUUAUUCAGCCGUCAUUACAUUCAAGAAAAAUUACUGAAGGUAAAUGGAAAAGUUAAAAAUAUUUCCAAAAUGAUAAGGCCUGAUGGAGACGUUGAAAUACCCGAAAUGUUUGUUAAAACAUUUAUUCCGCCUAUGUGUGAACUUUGUGGUGGAAUCCUCAAACCAGAUAUUAUAUUUUUUGGUGACAAUGUGCCAAAGUCUCGGGUUGACUUGAUAAGAUACAAAGUUGCCCACAGUGACUCUCUAUUGGUGCUGGGAUCAAGUUUAUCUACUUUUUCUGGUUACAGGAUAGUUUUGCAGGCUCUUGAAGAGAAGAAAAACAUGGCAAUAGUGAACAUUGGACCCACUAGGGCUGAUGAUUGUGUUCAAAUCAAAAUUGAAGCCAAAUGUGGUGAUAUCUUGCACAAAGUUGUGGACUUCCACUAAUGUAAUAAAAAAGGUCAGAAAUUUAUUACUGAUUCUGGUGACUCUAUAUGGUGUUUAGAUUGUUAAGUUUAAGACUCCUUAAAGAUUUUUUCUAAUACUAAAAUCCUAAAACAAAAUGAACAGAUAUUGACCUUCAUUUUCCAGUUGCAAUGUACGAACCUGUAAUUAAUCUACAAAUAUUUUUUUUAUAAAACAGAACUGCAAAACAAAUUUAUUUUUUAGACAUAUCACAGAUGUGACAAAAGUAUACAUUUAAAAGCUGUUAGUUCAAGCAGUAUGUCCUUAAAUUUUUUGGUUCACAAUUUCUAGAUAACUGCAAAAGUGUUUUAUCUGAUUAAUCUGAAGAUUUACGGAUGUAAAAUAAGAUGUUAACAAAUAAAUAUUUUGAUGACACCAUCUUUGGUACCUUCCAAUAAAAAUAUAUGUUAAAAAUUUGACAUGAGAGCUGUUAAUGAUAAUUUGCUUUUUACUCUUCUUUACCUUUCACGCAAUGGUGUUUCCUUGAUUAGUGUAGUUGGAAUAGAUUACCUCCAUUUUUACAGGUAAACAAUUCCCAAACUUAUCCUUCCCACAUAGAAAAUCCUGUUGC
Molecule: messenger RNA, 1853 nt
Organism: Cylas formicarius (sweet potato weevil)
Lineage: Eukaryota; Metazoa; Arthropoda; Insecta; Coleoptera; Brentidae
Gene: Sirt4
Product: NAD-dependent protein deacylase Sirt4
Exons: 3
Coding region: 380-1264 (294 amino acids)
Molecular function (GO): NAD+ binding
Source: RefSeq, a predicted model, not a curated record